Molecule: messenger RNA, 948 nt
Organism: Macrosiphum euphorbiae (potato aphid)
Lineage: Eukaryota; Metazoa; Arthropoda; Insecta; Hemiptera; Aphididae
Source: the annotation of a GenBank genome assembly
AUGUCUCCUACCAUUGAAACGCAUAGAAACGACCGUCACGGUAUCAUUAAAUCCAUUAUUUCCAUUAUAGCCGGUGCUGACCGUACGUCAAUUGCGCCGAGUAAUUUCAAUUUGAUUUUACCACAAUUCAAAUCAAAAUCGACGUCACUCACAGGUAGCAAAGGCGGUCUGAUACUGACCAAAUUGGUCAUACCCCAAUGGGCGGACUUGAGGAGUUCGGUGACGCUGCACUGCAAGUUUGAUACGGGCGGCGACAGUCUGUACUCGGUGAAAUGGUACAAGGACGAUCACGAAUUCUUCCGAUACACCCCAGGACUGUCUCCACAGACGCUCGUGUUCGAUUUGGACGGCGUAAACGUAGACGAGAGUAAGUCGUCCGCCAGUGAAGUGACGCUGUAUCCGCUGACCAGGACGAGCAACGGCAAUUACAAGUGUGAAGUAUCUACGGAUGCUCCGAAUUUCCCGACAGUCGUCGAAGACGCCAAUAUGUCAGUCAUCGCGUUUCCCGACGAUGGUCCGAGGAUAGAAGGACUCCGACCAUUGUACUCCGUAGGUGAAUUUUUAGAAGCCAACUGUACAGCCAAAAUGACAUUUCCCCUAGCACAGGUCACUUGGUUCAUCAACAACUUAGAGGUGGACAGUUACCUGCUCGAGCGUUACACUCCCGAAAUAUCCGAAGGGCCGUUCUACAACUCCACGUUGGGCCUGCGGUUUCCGCUCAAAAAGGAAUGGGUGGACAUGAACAAAAAACUUAUGCACGUCAAAUGCAUCGCAAAGGUAGCCGGAGCUGAGCCCAAGACGGACGAGACGAGUGUACGGCUGCGACUCGUACCCGAUCAGACACUAUCGCAGGAGAGGCACAUUCUUAAUGCUGGUGCUGCCAUCAACAACCAUUGUGCCAUAAUAUUGAUCAUAUCUGCUGUUUAUUACUACGAAGUGUACAAUUAA